Manihot esculenta (cassava) is the source of this 688-nucleotide messenger RNA. RefSeq lists its product as uncharacterized. The coding region runs from base 56 to 412 and encodes 118 amino acids. The record is from RefSeq and is a predicted model, not a curated record. NCBI's taxonomy places the organism in Eukaryota, Viridiplantae, Streptophyta, Magnoliopsida, Malpighiales, Euphorbiaceae. The transcript is spliced from 2 exons.
GAGCUUCACUAGUAAGGCAAAGCAUUCAGCAAACUCCAUCCAAAAAAUUGCUCACAUGGGAAGUUUGAUGAUGAAGCUGGUAUUGUUGAUGUUGGUUAUUUGUGGAUCAAUCUCAUGUUCUCUUGGAGUUGAACCACUUCAAAUCUUGGCUUCACAAAAGGGAGGAAAAAAGAAAACCGGCUGUCAACUUGCUGGAAAAGCAGCAAAUCCCAGUGAACAUGUGAAGAAAAACCAUGAGAAUAUGAUCGGAAAGCUGAAGGAAUAUGGUGAAAAUCUGCAACCUGCCGCAGACUGCAAGCUAAAUAUUGAUGGCAAUUUCAGAUGCAACAAUAAAUUUAGAAUGCGGAGGCUCCUACAAACGGCACUUAGGCCUUCCCCUGGUAGUGUCAGUAAUACUGGUACACAUGGUUGAUUAUGCAAUUGAUUAUGCAACAGGAACAAAGGUAGCCUAGUACUUUCGUAUUCCAUUUUCAAACUCUCCCUGUGAUCUAUUUAUUUAUGUUUUAAGUUCAUAGUAAAUUAGUUUUAAAUAAGAAUUGUUCUAUUACAUUAUAUGUUGUAAUCUCGUGUCUUUAUCUCUACUAGAAGAUUUUGGCACAUGUUUGAUGUAAUUUUUUUUUUUUUUUGAAAUGGGGAUAUUGAAGAUUGAGAGAGUAGAACCUGAAAUCUUUUAGAUUUACACAAAUGU